Acanthopagrus latus (yellowfin seabream) is the source of this 1602-nucleotide messenger RNA. RefSeq names its product corticotropin-releasing factor-binding protein-like. The record is from RefSeq and is a predicted model, not a curated record. NCBI's taxonomy places the organism in Eukaryota, Metazoa, Chordata, Actinopteri, Spariformes, Sparidae. Bases 179 to 1213 code for a protein of 344 amino acids. The transcript is spliced from 8 exons. Gene Ontology annotation, molecular function: corticotropin-releasing hormone binding. Gene Ontology annotation, biological process: negative regulation of corticotropin secretion; negative regulation of corticotropin-releasing hormone receptor activity; hormone-mediated signaling pathway.
GUUGGCAUGUGCUUUUUCUUUUUGCUCUUGAUGGCAUUCUCCAUUUGGUCUGUAUUGUUAUGUUGGCGCCACCAUGAUGUUAUAACCUCCACACAAUGAGAAAUCUUAUGGUGGUGCAACAGUUCAAAGUUGUACGUCAUAAUCAGAUUUUUCUUUUCUUUUUUUUUUUUUUUUAUAUAUGCAGCCAAGCACAAGGAAGCGUCCUAAUGCUGAAAACACUUUACGCAGACUCUCACGCGUCAGGAUGUCGGUGUCUCCGCGCACACAGCUGUUAAUCUUCCUCAUCUCCCUCUCGUCCAGGAUGGGGCUCAGUCGCUACAUCGAGGACAACGACGCUUCGGAUGGAUUAUACUCUCUGCUCAGCUUGGACCAGAAAAGAGAAUCCGAGGAUUUUAUUUUCCGCCGACCUCUCAGAUGCUUGGACAUGCUGGCCACUGAAGGCUACUUCACCUUCACGGCGUCUCAGCCGCAGCUGGCCUGUGCCGCCUUCAUCAUCGCCGAGCCCAGUGAGGUCAUCAGUCUGGAGCUGUCUGACGUCAGCAUAGACUGCGGCGCCGGAGACUUCAUCAAGAUGUUUGACGGCUGGGUUCUCAAGGGAGAGAAGUUCCCGAGCAGGCAGGACCACCCGCUCCCUCUCCACCAGCGCUACACAGACUACUGCUCCUCCACAGCACCGGCAGCCGCCAGCCGCUCGUCUCAGAACGUCGCCAUGGUCUUCUUCCGCAUUCACAGCCCCGAAAGCGGCUUCACCCUCGCUGUCAAAAAGCUACACAACCCCUUCCCCUGUAACAUAAUGUCUCAGAGUCCAGAGGGCAGCUUCACCAUGGUGAUGCCACACCAGCUCAGAAACUGCAGCUUCUCCAUCAUCUACCCCGUGGAGAUCCGACUGACAGAGCUCAGCUUGGGGCAGGCCAAGAGCAAUGAGCUCAGCCCACAGAGGCAGGUGUGGUCGGGAUGUUCGGGGUCCGGUGACUACGUGGAGCUGCUCGGUGGUAACGGGGUGGACACCUCGAAGAUGUUCCCUGUCGCUGACCUGUGUUUCUCCCUCAGUGGGCUCGCCCAGAUGAAGAUUGGUUGUGAUAACUCGGUGGUGAGGCUGGUGUCCAGUGGGAACUAUAUCAACCGUGUUUCCUUCCAGUACCGACUACUGGAACAACACGAGCUCCCCAAGACCCGAGAGAACAGUCUGGAUAACUACUGCAGUGUGGAAUGAGAUCCAACACACACACACACACAAAAUCACACAAUCAUCCGUCUCUCUGUAAAUACACCGGUUUGAUGAAUGCCAGCAAUUAAUAUUUUGUAUUGUUUUUGCCAGAUGUUUCAUUUAGUGUCCUGAUCAUGUUAGCUUUCAUCUUAGUUUAUUUAUUUGAGGAAUUCUUUGGAAUUCCUCCCAGAUUUAUGGAUUCUUAUAUUAGUUAUUUGUCAAGAAAAUCUGUGGUAAAUUAUAACCUUUUUCUUAGCAAGAGCAUUCACUUCAAAACUCUCCGGUACUUUAUAUCGGUUUCAGUAUUCAUCGGGAGGUUUAACAUUGCUGCUGUCUCUUCUGUUUAUAUUGCCUUGACAAUUUGAAAAUAAAUAUGACUUGCAUGAUGAAGCACA